Aureococcus anophagefferens is the source of this 1371-nucleotide messenger RNA. RefSeq lists its product as hypothetical. NCBI's taxonomy places the organism in Eukaryota, Pelagophyceae, Pelagomonadales, Pelagomonadaceae. The transcript has 3 exons. Gene Ontology annotation, biological process: sulfate assimilation. Gene Ontology annotation, molecular function: sulfate adenylyltransferase (ATP) activity; ATP binding; adenylylsulfate kinase activity. The annotation marks the transcript as partial. The record is from RefSeq and is a predicted model, not a curated record.
AUGACUGGUCUCUCCGGUUCUGGAAAGUCUACCAUCGCAAAGGCAUUGGAAGAAACGCUCGUUUUGAAGUAUGGCAAACACGUGCAGAUGCUAGACGGUGACAAUGUACGCACCGGCCUGAAUCGCGACCUUGGAUUCUCUCCUGCAGAUCGUGCUGAAUCUGUUCGCCGCGUUGGCGAGAUGGCCUGUCUUUUCAAUGGCGGUGGUGUCAUCACCCUAGUAACUCUGGUUAGUCCGUAUCGUGCGGAUCGGGAAGCAGCUCGACAGCGCCACGAGGAUCAGGGGCUCAAGUACCUCGAGGUGUUCAUGAACGUUCCCCUGGAUGUCGUCCAAGAGCGCGAUCCCAAGGGCCUCUAUGCUAAGGUUGCCGCGGGCGAACUCAAGGGAUUUACUGGAGUCGAUGCACCGUACGAGCAGCCCCUGCACCCCGAUGUUGACCUGCCUAAUUGGGACCUUGAACUGGACGAGUGCGUUCGUAUAUUAAUCGAGAAGCUUCGUGUCGAAGGUGUCCUUGACGGAGGGCCAUCUGACCCUUCGGGUUUACCACUGCCGCCAGGGUUCACGGGGGCAUGGCUUGAAGAUGAGCUCAUCAUUUCAAAUAACAAGUUUUCUGCUUCUUCAGCUCUAGCUACAAAGCGGGCCGCAGAGGAUGGAUCUCUGCCACAAGCACGCCUAAAUGAUAUUGACGUCAUAUCGGAGGGCUGGGCCCCCCCCCUUCGUGGUUUCAUGCGCGAAGGCGUGCUGCUUCAAGCCCUACAUUUCAAUUCACUGCUAAUCGAUCCAUUUGACGACGUGGGAGCCAAAGAGCUCAACUUUCAGCAGACCAAUUGGAACAAUAAUGAAGUACGCGGAAGAAAGCGCGUGAGUAUGGCCGUGCCAAUCGUUCUGCCAAUUACUGAAUUCACCAAAUCCGCUAUCGAGACCUCGCCAUCCGGCGCGGUUGCGCUGAUCGACAAAGAUGGACAUGCACUAGGAGUGCUCAAGAACCCCGAAGUGUAUCCAAACCGAAAAGAGGAAAUUGUCAGCCGUUGCUUUGGUGCAAUCGAUCCAGGCCACCCGUACAUAGCGCAUGUUUAUUCGGGUGGGAACUACUUGCUAGGCGGGGAGGUGGAAGUGUUUGAACCAAUUAGAUACAGGGAUGGUUUAGAUAAAUGGCGGCUGACACCGAAGGAACUCUAUACCAAUUUUAAGGCAAAGGGCGCUGACGUGGUCUUUGCAUUCCAGACUCGCAAUCCGACGCAUGCUGGUCACGCAUAUCUGAUGCGCACAGGGCGCGAGCGCCUUGUUGCUGCGGGCUACCAAAAUCCAGUCUUGUGGCUCUCUCCUCUUGGCGGGUGGACCAAAAGCGACGACGUGCCUCUUGAUGUUCGU